AUGAGCCUUUAUCACUACGAGGUUGUGCGGCAGAACCUGAAAGACUGCACCUUGCUUACUUCGGAUUCCUCCGAUCUGCCGCAUGGCUGGGAUGCGCGCUGGGGGGCAGAGGCGCUGUAUCAGGUUGCCAAGCGAUCCACAGCGAGGACUCGACAGGAGUGGGCGGAAGAUAAGGCAGUCUUGAAGCUGGCUGAGAAGCUGCAGGAAGACGCCGCAGACUUAGAUGAUGCAGACAUCAUCUUGCUGUCCAUGGAGGCUCUCAGAAGGAUGACGAUACAGGAGUCGCAGGAUCAGAAGUCCAUCAUAGAGCACGUCGUCUCCCUGAUGGUCGCUCGCAGCUGGCGGUCUCCUGCCAAGAGCCUUGCGCGGCUUUUCUGGCUCGGUGCGCCAUUGAAGAGCGAAGGCUCGCUGAAAGAGCACUUCGCGUCGAAGGCUCUGCCCUCGCUGCUCCGCUCCAAGCAGAUGGACCUUGAUGGGCCAGACUUGGCCCUGAUCUUGGCCGCCAUGAAGGGCGAGAAGGGUGUGAAGGACACCGCCCUCCAGUCGAAGGUGGUGCUGCGACUGAAGGAGAAAGGCAUCCAUCGUGGCCUCUCUGCAACUGACAUUGUGGAGAUGGCGGAGUGUCUUCAGGACCUGGGAGUGCAAGAUCAGGCGGCUUUGAGGCCCUUGGGCCAGGAAGGACUGCGCCGGCGAGGCGAGCUGACUCCUGAUGAGUCCCAUCGCAUCCACACCGCCUUCCAGGCGAUGAAGCAGCCGCUUCCGCAGGUCUGGGACAAGCCAGGCAGCACGAAGACGAAGCAGACAGAAAAUGGCAAGGUCACCACGCAGGCCUUCGCCUUGCAAGAAGGGCACGAAAAGAAGCGGCACGGAAACAACGAUGCCUGGCAGUGCUUUGUAAUUUAG
Molecule: messenger RNA, 903 nt
Organism: Symbiodinium sp. CCMP2456
Lineage: Eukaryota; Dinophyceae; Suessiales; Symbiodiniaceae
Source: the annotation of a GenBank genome assembly